Messenger RNA from Brienomyrus brachyistius, 4975 nucleotides. RefSeq names its product RAB3C, member RAS oncogene family (gene rab3c). The transcript has 5 exons. The record is from RefSeq and is a predicted model, not a curated record. The coding region runs from base 139 to 825 and encodes 228 amino acids. Gene Ontology annotation, molecular function: GTP binding; GTPase activity. Gene Ontology annotation, cellular component: plasma membrane; endosome; synaptic vesicle. Gene Ontology annotation, biological process: regulation of exocytosis; protein secretion; protein localization to plasma membrane. NCBI's taxonomy places the organism in Eukaryota, Metazoa, Chordata, Actinopteri, Osteoglossiformes, Mormyridae.
UGGCGCGUGCCUGCUUGGCUCUAAAGGGGAGGACAGCGCUCGGGUGCUGAUUUUCAGGAGGUUUAAGGGGCGCUGCCGGAGGUUCCCUAAACUGCUGGCAUUAACGUUUUUUCCGACAUCGGCGAAGCAAUUGGUAUUAUGAGACAGGAGGCGGCCGUGCAGAUGACUGCCACACAAGAUGGUAAAUUUGGCCAGAAAGAAAGUUCUGACCAGAAUUUUGAUUAUAUGUUCAAACUGCUGAUCAUUGGAAAUAGCAGCGUCGGGAAGACAUCGUUCCUCUUCCGCUAUGCAGAUGAUUCUUUCACUUCGGCCUUUGUCAGCACCGUUGGCAUUGACUUCAAAGUCAAAACUGUGUACAAGAAUGAGAAAAGGAUCAAACUGCAAAUCUGGGACACAGCAGGCCAGGAAAGAUACAGGACUAUCACCACGGCAUAUUAUCGGGGUGCAAUGGGCUUCAUCUUGAUGUAUGACAUCACCAACGAGGAGUCCUUCGCAGCAGUGCAAGACUGGUCAACUCAGAUCAAGACAUACUCUUGGGACAAUGCACAGGUCAUCCUUGCUGGGAACAAAUGUGACAUGGAAGAGGAGAGGGUGGUUCCGGUGGAGAGUGGGCGGAUGCUGGCAGAACAGCUCGGCUUUGAGUUCUUUGAGACCAGUGCCAAGGACAACAUAAACGUCAAACAGACGUUUGAGCGGCUCGUGGACCUCAUCUGUGACAGGAUGUCAGAGAGUUUAGAGACGGACCCGGCGGUCACCACGGGAACCCCAAACGCCAGACUGACUGACAACCCCCCGCCCCUCCCACAGACCAACUGCGGCUGUUAGUGGCCAGCCGCUCUCAGCCAGGAGCAACAGCCUGAGGGUAGAAUUUGCUAUGUUGCCACGACGCCCAGUUCCUUAGGUAUAAUUUACCUUGCAUCCAUAUCUCACUUUGAUCGAUGCAUAUGCUGAUGUAAUGUGCCAAACGUACCCCUUUGCUUUGAAGUUUCCCUUUGACUUGAACAUAAUUUAGUGUAUCUCAAGAAAUGCACUCUCCUAUAGAAAACGAUAUACCAAACUUAAGCUUAACGUAUGGCAAAAACAAUUCACAAGCCUGUGUUAUGAAGUAUUUAUUUUGGAUCUGUUUUGUUAAGCUCCUGCAAAUUUUUUGUUGGUUUUCUUUAAUGAAUGAAAUAAAAACUACCAAGCCCUGUUUCUCAGAUUUACAGGCUGUUGCUGUUUCAUAGACUGAUGGGUUCACAAAGGCAAAAAGAACUGUUUGGUGUCAUACAUUUUAUACAAUUCACUCUCCUUCGUUAAUUCGGUUGGACUGGUAAUAAUACCCUUAGGUUAUCAAUCUUACUGCUUGUGCUGUGUCUGGAAUUUGCUCUCUUAUGUUUUGUCUGUGUGUUAAAAGGUAAAUCAACCAAAUGCCAGACUUAAUCAAGAACCCCCUCCUAAACUUUUGUGAUAUCAAGUGGGAUUUCGCAUUGACAGUGUAUACGCAGUAAAUCUUUAUUUCCCUGAUGUAAAUGUUAAUACCCCCUGUGUGUUUCAGGUUGACAUUUUUCAACACCCGAACAUUGUAAUUUUAACAUUGUGACAAAGGAGUCCCCUUUACCUCAAUUCCUUGUGGAAACUUGGUGCUAUAAAGAUGUAAAGUGUUGUUUAGAUAAUGGCUAAACCCUCAGUGUGCGUUAAUGUAGCCAGGUCAGAAAUCAAGCAGCCAUUUCCUGGGCUACAGAUAGAUAUGGGAACGUUAGGUGUACGUUUCAACCAGGGCAAACAUGAAGGAUAGCUUCUGAAAUGAUUGCAUUUCAGGGGAUUCAGUUUGCAGAUACGUAUCUUUAUAGGGUUUCAUGUAAAACCCCCUGUUGUCUGGGAGGAACUCUGACCUAUUAGCUUCCUACUCUCUCUUUGGCUUUUCCAUGUUUCCAGUUUUCCUCUCACAUGGAACAGAUCCCUGCAGCGCAUGCAUGGGGACAUGAGUAGCAAUUUUUGUGGAGAGUAAGACACUUCAAGCAAAGUGUGAUACGGUAUCUCUGCGAUUAGCUCAGACUGUAAAAAGUAGAGCGGUAACCACAGUGUAUUGAGCAGAGUACAUACUUAGUGGGAUAUUAAUUUAUUAUGUGUGAUGGGUGAUUCUGGUGUUUUGAGUCUAGGAGCUUGCAUAACCUGUUGUCCAUUUGUAAAUAGAUAUAUACUUAACUCUAACUUGGUGAGCUACUCACCAUUACAAUGCGUGGCCUUUACUACAGUUUAUUAUUUAUUAUUAAUAGCUUAUUAUUCUUGCGCAUACAUAUAUCAUGCUACAAUGUAUUCAUUUACUCCAUCUGUCCAGACUAGCGCGGCCUUAGACCUGCUCCGCCCUAUGCUGAGUGUCUCUGUUUGCCUUUGCGUCAUCAUCCUUUAUGUCUUUAAUGAUUGGUCCCAGUGCAGGAUGUCUAAAGCCUUUAAUGAACUCUCCGCUGCCGAUGACCAGAGCAGGCUCACCUGCCGCUGCUCACGCCGAGGUCACCAGAGGUCGUAAAGACUCCUGUCAGCGGUAAGAAGAGCUAAAACACCUUUAGGGUCACAGUGAAGCCAAAACCUGGAUUCAAAGAGUAUUACCAUGAAAUGAAAUGCAGCUGUUUUGGAUGGAAAGUAGCAUAGAAGUAGCCAGAAAAAAAUGACUCUGACCCCCCAAAUGCAUAUUGAAGAUUUUUUUGAGCAACACUGAUCCAGGUUAAUGGAACUGGGUCAUGAAGAAGCAUCUGUGAUUUAUUUACCAUUUCACUGGCUAUUAGUCCAGGUGUUUGUAUGUCUAUGUAGAUUAGAUACUUCCAAUGCAAAGUUUUAAAAAAAUACUUUUUUAAUGUUCAUGAAGUUUACUUACUGGAAAGCCUGGGCUUGUGAGGCGUCUUUGUCAGUAGGAGUCUGCAAUGUCAGUUUGUGAUCCUUUUUUUCGAGUUUGGCUUAUGCUGAAAAGAGAGAGAAUAUGAUGUGUCAACAUUUCAUCCUGGUGAAGGAUCCUCUGUUUCAGAAGUGAGGUGCAUUUAAUACCAAAAUAUUCUUUUUAGUCAAGAUUUGUAAAGCAUUACUCUGAUGGAAAAUGCACUUGAUUGUUAGUUUCGUAUUCAUAUAUUGCUAUUACAGCUACUUAAUUCAUGCAAAUACCAGUAUACCAUUAUUAUAUUCCAUCAGUACUACUACAUUUUAAAUAUGAAGAUGCCAUUAAACGUAGCUUUAACUUCUUAACUUUUAUUUAAAAAAAAGCACUCGACGGAGUUUCGACUUCACAUGAAAUACUGUACGCGUAAUGUCAAUCUGUAUACUAAAUUAGGUAUGUAGUGCUUGUCAUGGCAUUUGUGACCAAUUCUAAAAAAGGAUUUACACACAGUAGACAUUGUCUCGUAGAUGUUGCGUGAAAUGGUGAGUAAUCUAGAAUUAUCUAUAUGUAUUUAUUGUUCAGUCAGUGUGCAUCCUCAGACGUAUUUUUGAGGUGCAAUGGGCCAACAAGUGCAAUAGUUCAAAACCUACUUCAUGUAUUAUAUAUAGCUGUCCAUAGCUUGUUUGUGUGCUGUCACUGGUGUGAUUGUGGUUUGCAUGCUUUGAGGACAAAAUCCAAAACCUUCUCUGUAGGAAAUGAGGUAAAACGGUACGGGGCUACAGUAUAUAGUUCAUUGAAUAUCUUUGCACCUGUUUGCCUGCUGCUUGAUGAUUCCCAGUAUUAAAGAUUCUGAUGAUUUAUAACAAGCAGAUUCUUUAGUGGUUACCGGGCUUGUAAAGUGGGUUAGGGUUAGGGGCAGUUCGGCAUCUACCUGUACACCAUCAUGGAAAGUAGUCAGAAGCUCUGACAGCUGAAAUCGCCAGGGAUCUCGGGCUAUGCUAGCGCGUCUCUGGGUAGGUACUGCUUUAUAUUUGCGACUCCUUUGUAUUCGGCAUAUCGGGAAACUUGCUAAUUGCUAAUUUGCCUGUUACAUUUUUGUCUCAGUUUUCUGUUUGCAGCCUUAAAUGAAAGUUGUGUCUCGUGACCAUGUUACUGAUCACAUGCGUGGGAUGCGGUUGCUUUGGAAACUUUUGAAGCAGAAGGGCAGCACGCACGAGUGGUAAGAUGUACUGUGAAUUAGAGGCCUUCAAGCUGUCCACCUCUCUGCCGUUAGAUGGGAUCGGCUGCACGGCCUCCUGUUUUGAUGACAUUUUUCCAUAUGUCUUGCUACAUAUCACUGUUUAUGAUUGUUUCUAUUAAUGGUGGAGGGUUGUGAACAAAGAAGGGAAACCCUUAUGGCUGUUUGUAGCCCGGCAGUAUCAGCACAGAGGUUCACAGAAGCCACUUCGUUUGAAGACCUCAUCAGAAGCACAUUGCUGUUUUGACUGUCACGAGGAACAGCAAGCUCAAUUAUCUUGUCUGUAACUCACUGUGACCCUUUCCUUUCCCCACUCCUGUGUUCUUUUUGCCUUUGGAGAACCACUGUGAUGCAGCACCAGUGCAAACUUAGAACUGUUACUUUUCCUAAAGGCUACUGAUUCCAUAGUGGCUAUUCUGCAAAUGAUGUUCCCUUGAAUUUGGAUAUAUUGACAUUAAAUAAGUUGUUGUUUUUUUUUCUCUAUUAUCUCCCAAAAAUGAGUAAAAACUCUUUUGUUCAAGCAACCAUCACCUCAGAUUUUCCUAGAAUCAAAUAAAUACAUAGAUACUUAAAUAAAUGUGCAUAGGUUAUUUGUCAGCUAGGUCUUGAUAAACUCUUCUGCUGUUUCCUUUUCAUGGAUUUUAUGAUUAGACAAAAAAGAACUCAUCACUAAACAGUACUGACUUGCAGGACUGACAAGCUUGGUCUGUAACAAUUAAUGUGAGAUACUGGAUUGACAUUAAAAUGCCUCUUGAUCGCUUCAUUCUAUUUUCUUAGUGACGCAUACUGUUGAAUUGGAUAUUUUCCCUGUACCUGUAUGUGAAUUAUUCUGUGUUACACAGGUGUUUUUGAGAUCACAGUAAAUAAAGCAGUUAUGCUACUCUACUGUA